This is a messenger RNA of Saccostrea cuccullata (small rock oyster), 389 nucleotides long. RefSeq lists its product as uncharacterized. The record is from RefSeq and is a predicted model, not a curated record. The transcript has 3 exons. NCBI's taxonomy places the organism in Eukaryota, Metazoa, Mollusca, Bivalvia, Ostreida, Ostreidae. The annotation marks the transcript as partial.
AAAUGAAGCAGUCAGUUCAAGUAAAUUGCAGAAGUUAAACAAACUUCUUUGCAUUAUUUAACAUGUCUUCAAAGAAGUGGCGUAGAACUGGACAGCCAGAUGUGUACCUUGAUAAAGAUGAUGAGUUUACACCGAUGAUCGUCACCGUGUAUAACUCGGACACAGUGGUCAGUCCAGUAAAGUCCCCUUGCUCCCUCCGUGAUAAGAGAGUGGACAGCCAGGCUGAAGAGAUGGAGGGGGAAAUGAGUUCUGAUGGAGAUUUUCUGUCCUCUUCUGAUGAGUACCAGCCUGAAUCUGAGGAGGAGUAUUUGGAUUCUGAAAGUGACUUUUGGGAGGAGAGUGAGGACAGUGAACCAGAAGAGAUCAAGGUGGAAAUGAAUAUAGGUCAG